Messenger RNA from Recurvomyces mirabilis, 1074 nucleotides. RefSeq lists its product as uncharacterized. The record is from RefSeq and is a predicted model, not a curated record. The transcript is spliced from 2 exons. Lineage: Eukaryota; Fungi; Ascomycota; Dothideomycetes; Mycosphaerellales; Teratosphaeriaceae. Bases 1 to 1074 code for a protein of 357 amino acids.
AUGGUCAAAGCUCGCAUACAUUCUGAGCAGACGAACCAACUUUGUGACCGUCCUCUCGAGCCGUCUGAGCAGGACGAUCCUUCUGUCUACAUAUUCUCCUUGGCUCGAACAGAAUUCAACACCAUGUUCAUCGAUGUCAUCCUCGGCCUCGGCGUCUCCUUGCCAGUCGUCGGCGCAGGAGGAAUUUCAGUAGUAACUGGCGUCGCACAAGGUGUCCAGGAGCAACACAAGCAGAAUGCCGAUGUAUCGAACCAGCGCCGUAUGCUAAAAUUCCACAUCGACAUCUCCGUCGAUGCGAGUCUGCGCAAAGGCAAGGGUGCGGAAUUAAAUGGCUGCAUAGUCACAGUUCACGAUGACAAGAUGUGGAUUGAGCCGCAGAACCAUGAGACCGGCUGGCCAGUCGAUGCGAAGCACCAUCCCUUUACUGGCUUUUACUUGGCAUAUCCGGAUGAUAACAGACCCUAUACCAGGGGCAUGGUGAGCACCAUCUCUGUGGAUCCGCCCAUGCUCAAUUGGAUAUACAUCGACACCUCGACCUACGAGCUCAAGUAUGCGAACCGCAGUGGCAGUAUCGAACAUCAUGUGGGGAGCUUCGAUUGGACAUCUGACGAUCUAGACUCGAGUAUCACUUUCGAUGAGUUUGAAGGUUUUAUUGCGGUAGAGGAGCAGCCGGACAAGUGGGCAUUAUACUUCGAUCUGGACGACGAUGGUCUGAAGAGUAAGAGUAAGGGCAAGAAGACUGUGGAGGUCGGUCUUGUUAGGAGAGUCAUUACGGGGCAGGAGGUCAACAAGUGGGGUUUGACGGAGGAGGGUAACAUGGGUUUCAGAGCGACAAAGGAGGUCGAUAAGAUCUCUGCGACGGCGAAAGCGAAGCAGGCUGCCAAAGAUGCAGAAGUUGCACGAGCUGCACAGGCUGUACAGGUCCCACAAGCUGCUCAGGCUCCACAAGCUGCACAGGUUCCAGCAGCUGCACCAGCUGGACCAGCUCCGAAGACUUCCAAGGCCUCCAAGGCCUCCAAGGCUUCGAAAGCUUCAAAAUCCGCCAAGAAGGACACAAAGAAGUCAAAUGGUUGA